AUGAUUUCACAACACUUUUUGCUUCAUCACUCUUACUACCAGGAGAAGAAGAAAGUUUUCUACUCCAAUAUCACUGCUCAUGCCUUGUCAUCGUCAUCUUCUUCAUCAAAAUGA
This is a messenger RNA of Arabidopsis thaliana (thale cress), 114 nucleotides long. RefSeq lists its product as uncharacterized. Lineage: Eukaryota; Viridiplantae; Streptophyta; Magnoliopsida; Brassicales; Brassicaceae. The transcript has a single exon. Bases 1 to 114 code for a protein of 37 amino acids. The record is from RefSeq and is marked reviewed.